Messenger RNA from Selaginella moellendorffii, 1946 nucleotides. Its product is annotated as probable fucosyltransferase 9. Gene Ontology annotation, biological process: xyloglucan biosynthetic process; cell wall biogenesis. The transcript has a single exon. Gene Ontology annotation, cellular component: Golgi apparatus; membrane. NCBI's taxonomy places the organism in Eukaryota, Viridiplantae, Streptophyta, Lycopodiopsida, Selaginellales, Selaginellaceae. The record is from RefSeq and is a predicted model, not a curated record. The coding region runs from base 173 to 1831 and encodes 552 amino acids. Gene Ontology annotation, molecular function: galactoside 2-alpha-L-fucosyltransferase activity.
UUACUUUGAUUAAAUAAUGUCCAAAACAACUAUGUAAUUCUCGAGGACUAAACUUGAGUUUGUCAAAAUCAAAUUUUCGGUAUAUAGUUCCACCUUACCGAUUUGCUCUCCUAACUUUGCUCCACAUGCGCUUUGAUUUUGUAGGGCGACCAAGUCGAUCGAUCACCCACCAAUGCAUGCCCUGAAAAUGCCAUGGUUCCGCCUUGUAGGCCUCGUCCUCUCGCUCACUCUCGCCUUGCACUUCCUCCUCAAAGCCCAGCAAUCGCCCAAUCCAUUCUUCUCCAGCUUCAUCCUCUUAAAUCACACGCUUCCUCCUCGCAGCGACGAGAACGAGCAAGGCCUCCUCCCAGAAGUGUGGAAGCAAAAGGAUGAUCGCGGCCGCCAGUGCCUCAGCCGGUUCCAAUACCAGUCGUAUCGCCGCCAUCCCUCCAGCCCCUCCCGCCCGUCCGAUAGCCUCAUCCAACGGCUCCGGGAGUACGAGGAGCUCCACGCUCGCUGCGCUGGAGAGGCCGACAAGUCACCACCGUCGCCGUCGGAUCCCCCGUGCCAGUUCAUCGUGGCCGUCGGAUACAUGGGCCUCGGCAACAAGAUGAUCUCGCUCGUCGCCACCUUCAUCUACGCGCUGCUCACGAACCGAGUUCUUCUCAUCGCCGCCGCCGAAAACAUGGAUCGCCUCUUCUGCGAGCCGUUUCCUCAAAGUUCCUGGCUCCUCCCAAAGUCGAAGAUGGAUCUCCUGUACUCACUGAAUGAUUCUUUCCGGUUUGGCAGCGUUGUCAAGGCGUUUGGAUCCGGAGAGUGCAACACCAGCGGCGUCAAGUACCCCGAAACCGUGCUCGUCCGGAUCACCCACGAGUAUGAUCGCGACGACACCAAGUUCUUCUGCGAGGAGCAGCAGGGCGUGAUCCGGAGCCAAGUUCCCUGGGUGUUUGUCCGAUCGAACGUCUUCUACGUCCCCAGCCUCUACUACGUUCCAUCGUUCAAGUCGGAGAUGGAGCGGCUCUUCCCCGGCGAGGACGCCAUCUUUCAUCAUGCCACAAGGUACUUGCUCCACCCCUCAAACUCCGUCUGGAAGAGGACCACCCGGUUCUACGAUUCUUACUUGGCGCACGCCGAGACGCUGGUUGGGAUCCAGAUGAGAGCGCCGCCUGGAUUUGAGGGCGUCCGCAAGAACUACGCGAGAGAAGUUCUCCAGUGCGCUGUGGAGAACCGAGUUCUUCCAAACGUCACGCAGGAGGAGCCGGAGAUCCUGGGAGAAACCAGCGAGAUCAAUCACAAAAACAUCACUUUGGAGGAUCAAUCGCAAGCACUCACCUCAAAGAAGAGCUCCAAUUCUUCUUCUUCUUCCGGCAGAUCCAUUGCCGUGCUGGUCACUUCGCUCAACCAAGCUCACCUCGAAGCGUUGCGAGCAACGUACUUAAACGCUGCCACCGAGGGAGGGAUUCGAGUUAGCGUCCAUCAGCCAAGCCACGAAGAACAUCAAAAAACCGGACAAACUCACCACGAUGAGAAGGCCUUGAUGGAGAUCUUUCUUCUCUCGCUGGCUGACACUCUCAUCACCAGCCCUCUGUCGACGUUUGGCUACGCCGCGCAAGGAUUGGCGCACCUCCGGCCCUGGCUCAUGUGGAUCCAACCCAAUCCCGAGCACCCGGUGUGUACCAGGGUAUUCGCGUCGGAUCCGUGCUUCCUAAACUUCGAGCCGUAUAGCUGCGAUUGCAAUCGAACUAGAGAGGAGACGACGCUGGAGAAUCUCAUCCGGCAGUGCGAGGAGGACGUGCCGAAUCGAAGAUGGGUGAAGAUCGAUAGCCGGAAAGAGAGAAACGCGAGCGACUAGCUAGAGAUUCUUCUGGUGGAUUCACCUAAGAAGAUUUUGCCGCUGGCACCUCUGCCCUAAUUUUAGGGUUCUUCACACACAAUAGCCAAUGUUUGAGAUGUGGCGGGAAAAUUCU